Melanotaenia boesemani (Boeseman's rainbowfish) is the source of this 4038-nucleotide messenger RNA. RefSeq lists its product as uncharacterized. Bases 2185 to 2868 code for a protein of 227 amino acids. Lineage: Eukaryota; Metazoa; Chordata; Actinopteri; Atheriniformes; Melanotaeniidae. The transcript has 2 exons. The record is from RefSeq and is a predicted model, not a curated record.
GUAUUGCAGUGCAUAAAUUGACUCGUUCCCCAACUCACAAAUAGUGGUCUGGUGAAAUCUGACACUAAGCUACUUGCUAACGCGCAUAGAGACAAGCACUGACAAAAUAAAAUAGUGCUCUUCUCUCGUGCAGCUACAAGGAUGUAAUCUGUACUAUUAUAACUGUUAAAAUGAGACCGCUGAACUCUUUUGGUUUCCUUCCAACAGAACACGACUCCUCCCAUUGGACCGACGCCUAGAAACAGGAAACGGAGCUGCGGCGCACCCAAGUGGUUUUCGUUUGAGUUGCAUGAUUAUCAUAUUGUAUUAAAAGCAGGGUUGAUUAAAUAGGAUAACAAUGAGCACGCCACAGGCUAUUGUUGGCAUCCGUCAUCCCCAUAGAAUGAAAGAGAUUCAACACAUGUCUGAAAAAUGGUGCAAAAGAACUAAAAAUUUGAUAAAUCCAUGGCCUGUUAUAGGAAGCUUUGACCCACAGAUUUGUGAAUUAAUGCAACAUCGCAUUGAAGAUUACAAAGCUGAAAAUAAUUCUAAGAAACGACAAAAGAAACGACAGCUUGAAUUGGAAAUUUUAAACUUAUUUAAAAUUAGCAAGCCAAUUAAACGAAAUGUCAAAACGAUUGUGUCUUUCACGGAUAGUCCAGGGGAAACUGGAAACUGUACUAACGCCGAACUUUUUUCCAAAUUUAACAGGAACGAUAAAAUUUGAUGGGGACUUUAAUCUUGAUGACCAGCAGAGCCUUCUAGGGGGACUGACUGAUGCUGGCGUACCCGGAAAUGUAAGUGAUAUCCAAAAUAGGUUAUCUGCUGCUUCAGGGCUCGCGGAGAAGGGACCUCCUACUGAUGCAUUGCCCCAACCAGACCCACCCAACUUCAAACAGCGGGGUGCGUCCUUACAGGGCACUGGGGAAGCACACGCCCAGGUAGGAAGGCAUUCAACCUCUAUACAUUCUCCUCGAGAAAAACAGGAAACUCCUCCCCAUCUGGACAUUCCAAAAUACUGUAGUACACAGCGACGUCAGUCUGGAAUCAUUAACUGUUACCAGGAUCGAACCGAACUGGCUCGGAAAGGUAAGACAGAUGAUAGCUUUUGGAUGAACUUAGGACCACGUCAGCAAGAUUUGCAACGUGAGUUGGGACGGAGCCAGAUAGUUGAGAUGGAACAGGAAAUAGAUGACUUAAAUGAGGAGGUGGAGGGGGCGACUUCAGGAGGCGGAGUUUCCAUGCCUGCAUGCUUACAGAAACCCGGCACGUCCACGGGGGUCCCUAGAGACGAAUAUGAUUUAAGAUACAGACCUAACAUCAGACCUCCUGACAGAUUGAAGGGGGGGGAGUUCCCAAUUCUGAUAAGGGGAACAAGGGCUGAUUAUCAUCCUUUUUCAGCUCGGGACCUGACAGGUUUGGUCUCAGAGCUCCCUCAAAUAUCCGCAGGAGGAGGCAAGUGGAUUAAGGCUUUGGAAUCAAACACGGCUGGAACAUUUCUUUCACUGGGUGACAUCAAAGCUGUCCUCGCUCAGGUUUUGGGGUUGUCUAAAAUGCAGCAGUUUUUCAGAGACAAUGAACUGGACUGGAUUUUGAGUGAAAGGGCAGAUGGAACAGAAUUAGCAGCCUAUAAGGGGGUGAUUUGGCAAGGAAUACGCAAACAGUACCCUAAUAAAAUUGAUGUUGAUGCUUUAAAAGGGGAACCUCUGAAGGACGACCAGAACCCAGCAGCAUACAUCGAUACACAGUUAAAAAGGUGGCGUCAAGAGUCUCAGAAAGAUGUGGAAAAUGAUCCUAUUUUGCUCACUCUUUUCAGAAAUGCAGUCAUCGAUUCAAUGCCAAAGGAUGUCAGCAGACGUUUGGAGGAUGUCGUUGGUCUAACAUCUAUGCCAGCGCAACAGUUCCGUGAUCAUGUGGUUCAUGCAGUAACCCGAUACAGGAAAGACCUAACUAAGACUUCUGAACAGGACCUCCAGAUUCAAAGGAAGCUGGCACAGAUGCAACUAAAUGAUUUGCAAGGCAAGCUGAAAGAAAAGGUUCAAGCUGUUGUGUUUACAGAUCUAGCUGCGGGACGGACUGCUGGAGUUCCUGAGUCAACACAGGCCGCUAGGGGUCCCCAGCCGUUCCGUCCUUCAUACUCAAGGCUUGGUACUCCCUCGUCUGGGGCGUGGCAGGGAUCCAACCGCUGCUGGUAUUGUGGCAUGUAUGGACAUUUUGCAAGGGCGUGCCCACGGCUUAUGCCCCUCCCAGCAGGUGGUCCUGGAAGAAACGGAGGCUUCCCUAGAAGAGGUGGAGGUGGACCCCUGGGUGGCCCACGACCAAGACCCUCUCAGUUUUAGGGGGGUCCCGAGGAUCCUGCGGGUAAAGGAAAAAGCGAACGAGCCAAAACCAGUCUCUGUGACAUCUGGUCCAGUGGUGCCCGGGGAUAAGGUGUACAUUAAGGAGUUUCGAAGAAAGUGGAACACUCCUAGACGCCGAGGUCCUUACACGGUGGUCCGUGCCACACCGACUGCGGUCCAGGUCGAAGGGAGCGUCGCUUGGCAUCAUCUGAACCAUUGUUCGUUGGCACCUACGACCAACAACUGCAAAACGGGCCCUGGGGACUGGUCGGACUGUACAGCGUUCUCAAAUGACCAGUCCCCCAAAAGGGGAAGUAUCGCCUCGCAUGCAUCUGACGAAGAUAGUCCUGUCAGGGCAGAUUCAGAGUUCCCGCCCGAUGAUGUUGUGGUUGACAUUCCUUUGGUUUCUUCUUCUGGGCGAGACAGGGAUCUCGGCAGGGACAAUUCAACCAAUCCGGACCCGAAGCAACAGUCACCACGUCGUCCCAUCACCAGGGCCUUCUCAAGGAAACAGAGGGGCAACUGCGCAACGAGGGAGCGACCUCAGUGACCAAGGGGAGUACGACUCACAUGCCAAAUGUCAUUAUCAGUCAGGUCUCUUGCCGGCAUGCACCCGCACACAUCUACACGCCACCCGUGACUCAGUAUUUCAGACAGAUGUUGCCCUUUUGGCACAACAUAGGCGGAAAGUAAGAUCAAUUAAGGAACUAGAUGUAGAGGGCCAUAACAUUCCAGUGAAUCCUGGGGUGGAUGAUAAAAGUGGUGCUCAGGGAGGUGAGGUUUUGGGGUCCAGGCUAGAACCUCUGGGCUCAGACUUAAGUGUUUAUGUUACCACAGCUGCUACUGCCAAGCAAUGGGGAGUUCACUUUGUAAAGGAGGGGCCCACUCCCCCUCUAGCUGUGGUUCCGGCCCUGGAGCCGGAUAAGGUUGGUCUUGAAGCAAUCAUUACUCCACGCCCACAGGCAGGAAUAGGUAACCAUCAGUCAGUACCAGGAGGACUGGGGUAUGAACACUUAGCACGUAUAACAUCCUUAAUGGUUGACCAGGUAUGGGCUGCUGCUUGGAACACACUGGAAGGUCUAUUGGAGAUUGGGAAGGUUGUAAGUUCUUACCAGACCACAGUUAAUACCCCUGUUGUGAAUAAAGUUGCUUUUACACCUGAACCGCAGCCCACCGUGGUUGCUGAUGGCCAACCAGACAGUGGGGUGGUUGAGUCAUUCACUCUUCCCCCUCUAGGGUUAGAUACUUUGGUAGAUAGUUAUCAUGAUAAAACAUUAGAGGGGGGGGAGGAUGUAAAGGGGCAACCGGAAGUACGAGGGUUUAGACCUAGUGAAGAUUACUUAUGGAAGGAAGCGAUGGCCAACACUUGGUAUCGCUGGGCUUGGCUGUCAGUAAAGGAAAUGACUUCGGAGGAAUGCAUAUGGUGCUCAAAGGCGCCUGGAGCCCCUCCGGUUGUUAUCCCAGACAAGUACAACUCUUGGGAGCAUGCUGGGAAGAGCGACUGGUCCCUUGAUUGGUUGGACCAGUUAAUGGCUGACUGGAAAAAUGUAUUGAUAAAGGUGGGAGUUGGGUCAGCUUUGGUUCUGAUCCUUCUUUUCUUGUUUGGCAUGUGCAUCGUUCCCGCCCUGAGGAGAGCAUGGAGUACGAGUCUCAAGAAACAGACAUCCUUCAUCAUGGCUGCCCAAUUGGUCCGUACUGAGUUGGACCUGUGACGUCUCAA